This is a messenger RNA of Puma concolor (puma), 978 nucleotides long. RefSeq names its product SCAN domain containing 1 (gene SCAND1). NCBI's taxonomy places the organism in Eukaryota, Metazoa, Chordata, Mammalia, Carnivora, Felidae. The record is from RefSeq and is a predicted model, not a curated record.
CUCGAGUCUUUUUGGGGAGUUGAUGAGCUGGGCGCGCUGUCGGCCCUCCCCCGCCCGCCUGCCUGGAGGCCUUGUGGGAUGGGCCUUGGCGCGCGAAACGUCUCCCUCCUCAGCCAGCGCCCGCGCAGACGCAGUGCUGAGCCCACGCCUGCGGAACAAAGGGUGAGGUCCGGAGCUAGGAGUCAUGGCUGCGACGGAGCCGAGCUUGGCGGCUGCUGCGGGCCUCACGUCGCCGCCAGAGAAGGAGGAAGAAGGAGCCGGCCUGAGCUCAGGGCCGGAGCGUAACUUUGCGGCCUCCUCGUCGACCCCUAAGGCCCUACCGUCUGCCCCCGAACCCUCCAGUCCCAGCGCCGCGGUGUCUGAAGGGAUUCCUACGCCUCCCGCGGCUGCCUCCGCGGCCCUGGAGCUGCCUCUGAGGCCCGCAGCCUUGGACUCCCCGCCGCUUGCCGAAGCCGCUCCGCGCUCCCCUCCGCAGCCUGGCGGCUCCCGACCCGGCCCCGAGACGUUCCGCCAGCGUUUCCGGCAGUUCCGCUACCAGGAUGCCGCAGGCCCGCGGGAGGCGUUCCGGCAGCUGCGGGAGCUCUCGCGCCAAUGGCUGCGACCCGACAUUCGCACGAAGGAGCAGAUCGUGGAGAUGCUGGUGCAGGAGCAGCUGCUCGCCAUCCUGCCCGAGGCGGCGCGGGCUCGGCGGCUUCGCCGCCGCUCCGAUGUGCGCAUCACGGGCUGAGCGGCGGAGCUUCGGGCGGCCGGGCUCGGGAGUUCUCUGGACUGGGGCCACUAUCGAGUCCGGGGCUGAACCUGGCUCUCCAUUACACGUUCCUGAGAAAUGACUUUUGGGCAGCUCCAGUCGUCGGAUAUGUCCCUUUCGUUCGUCCUUUACUAGGUUUGUUUUCCCGAGCCUAUUUACUUGCGACCUCCUUUUUGGCUGGUGGCGAGGCCAAGUUGGGAGCCCAUGAGAAUAAAGCCUUUGUUUUCUGU